Messenger RNA from Cladocopium goreaui, 314 nucleotides. NCBI's taxonomy places the organism in Eukaryota, Dinophyceae, Suessiales, Symbiodiniaceae. The record is from the annotation of a GenBank genome assembly.
GCAUACCCGAUCCGGACCCACACCAAUUACCAAACCUUGAAGAAUCUGAUGACGAGCACGGGCUGCACGGGCUGCUGAACCAGCUGAAGGAAUCCCAGAAAGCCCAUGCUCUUUUCGCUGCUGAUGCGCAGACGAAGGAACAGGUUAAGCCUAAGCUUAAGCCAGUUGAGCCCAGUUCAGCUUCAGAUUCUGAGAUUGAAGUGUUCGGAGGCGACCUCUUCAAGGAGUCAAAAUUCAAGGGCCUCAAGGCCAAUCAACAUGAAGAAGUUGAUUUGGAAGAUGCCCUUGAAAAGCAGAUGGACUAUGUUGUGUAG